Molecule: messenger RNA, 2345 nt
Organism: Ruditapes philippinarum (Manila clam)
Lineage: Eukaryota; Metazoa; Mollusca; Bivalvia; Venerida; Veneridae
Product: cholesterol 7-desaturase nvd-like
Exons: 6
Coding region: 220-1593 (457 amino acids)
Biological process (GO): chlorophyll biosynthetic process; cholesterol metabolic process
Cellular component (GO): chloroplast
Molecular function (GO): 2 iron, 2 sulfur cluster binding; chlorophyllide a oxygenase activity
Source: RefSeq, a predicted model, not a curated record
AUACCUUUAUACAGUCAACUAUUGGACUUGUAUAUAGUUUAAUGUGUCAAGGUCUUGCAAUCAAUACGUAAACUUAGACAUUAGAUAGAUUGCAGGUUGAUUUUAAACCUUGAAGUACUUUCAGUUCGAGUAUUUUACCGGAAACAGAAUUUGUUUCACGUACUUUCGGUUUAGUGUACAAUUAACACAAUUUCCGGAUGGACUUUAAAUAGCUAAAUAAUGGCUUCGUUGAAGGGGUUUAUUGCAUGUAUUCUUGUAGUGUACCUGUCUGUGAUACUACAUAGAAUAAUACUUAAUCCUAAAAUAUCUGUGAUCUCAAUAGACUUGGAUUAUAUUUCAUUUGUUUUAUUGAACAUAGAUUACAAGUCACCGUAUCUAUACAUAGUCACGCUUAUCGUAGGGUUUCUUGUGCAUUAUGUUUAUAAUCUAUUGUUCCGACCCCUCAACAGGGUUCGACUCCUCGGCGAUGUAGGGUAUCAAAAGGACGGGAAGUUUACAAUGAAAGAGAUUUCAAACCGUGUCAAACACAUGAGGGACGUCGGUGAAAUACCACCAGUGUAUCCUAAUGGUUGGUAUGCACUUAUUGAAAGCUGGAGCGUCGGGCUAUUAGAGACAAAAACUAUUUCUGCGCUUGGUCAACAGUUUGCUGUAUUUAGGGACGAGAAUGGCGAAGCUCAUGUUUUAGAUGCAUAUUGCCCACAUAUGGGGGCAAAUUUAGCAGUAGGAGGCCUUGUUACCGGAGAUUGUAUCCAGUGUCCUUUUCAUGGCUGGAAGUUCAGAGGUCACGAUGGAAAAUGCAUGGGAAUCCCGUAUGCAGAAAAAAUUCCAGAGGUUGCUAAAGUAAAGUCUUGGACGACUGUGGAAAUAAAUGACUGGAUAAAUAUAUGGUAUCAUGCAGAGGGGAUGGAGCCAUACUGGCAAAUACCGGAAAUAGAAGAUAUAUCCAGCGGUAAAUUACAGUACAACGGAAGGACAGAACAUCACGUGAACGCGCACAUUGAAGAAAUUCCAGAAAACGGCGCGGACGCUGCGCAUUUGAUGAAAGUUCAUCGUCCAUUUGUUGGCGCCGGUUACGAACUUGACAAAAUUUGGAGUAAUUAUGCUAGUUGGAUAUAUCAUAAAUGGGAUGCAACGUGGAGUCAACGACCGAGUCCCGAGGACCAUGUUGGUUGUAUGGAAGUUACACAUGAUGUGAAGUUUUUCGGAUAUAGUCUUUUUAAAUUAUUUGAAAUUAAAGUGAAAGCAUUGCAGCUUGGACCGGCGGUUGUUCAUAUAACAAUGGAAGGAAUAUUUUUCAAGUGUGUCCUGCAGCACAUGGUUGUCCCGAUGGAGCCGGUUGUUCAGAAGGUCGUGCAAACACUUUACAUGCAUUGGGCAAUACCAAAUAUAAUUGGAAAAAUAUUUUUAGCCAGUGAUGGAAUUCAGGUAGAUAGAGAUAUGAGUAUUUGGAACAACAAAAAGUUCCAGUCUAAACCGAUUUUAUCUAAGUCACGUGAGGACAGUCUAAUUACCAAACACAGACGCUGGUAUUCACAAUUUUAUUCCGAGCACAGUCCACGAUUAAACUUUCAAAAAGAUACGCUGGACUGGUGAUGCUACUUUAGAUGCUGUGUAUGAAUACAUUACCUUCUGGAGAUGACCACCAUAUUUAAAAAUAUUAGAGUGUGUAAUUUGGAGUGUGAUUAAAGGGACUCCACUGAGAUUUUUUUGACAUGACGGGACCGGAAAUAAUAUCUUAAGAUGAAUGUUCCAUUUGAUGUAGGUAUAGACCAAUAAGUUAGGUACAAAAUAUCAGACCAUUUGCUCACUCUGUUUUUCCAGAAUAAUUAUUCUAAAUAUGGCAAUUGGUCCAAAUUUGCAACGCGUUGCCGCAGUAUUCAUUAAAAUCAGAUUUAAAUAGCAUAAAAAUACGAAUUAAAACUUGUUUUUGGGUAUAUUUAUUCAUCAUAGUUUGCACGUCAUUCUGUUUAAAGUGUCCAUACUGAAAUUUGUAAGAAAUUCAAAUUUAUAUUUUAGGCAGUUGGGUUCCUUUAAUGUUUGAUAGUAAGUGUAAAACACUUUGAAACAUAUCUUUAUACCGUUGUAUGUUUUAUUGAACUUUCGAUUAUUCAAGAUAGUGUUACUAAAUUAAUUUUUACUUAUUUAAUAAAGAUUUUAAAAUAAAUUGUUUGAAAUUGUUUGUGAUUUUAUUGUCUAUUUCAUUGCUUUGGUUUUCUAGCGAUGGUAUUUUGAAUUGUCGUUUUAUCAUGUAAAGUUAAGUAACCUUAACAAACAGAGCAUUUUCACUUAAUACUACUUUAAACAAUAUCAAUAUUACUUUAAAUCAAUAUUAAAAUAUUUCCUUA